UGGGCAGUGCAGCCCCUGGCCAGCAACCCCUCGCACCUGGGUUGGGGGCCUUUGUGUAGGGCACACCUGUGCGGCCACACCUACUUGUGGGCCGGACCCUGGGUGUAGAGCCCCAUAGACUCAGCUGUGGACAAAAACCUCACGCCCCAAACAGGGAAAUGGGAUCUCAAGGGGAAGAAGCCAGGGAAGCCUCACACCCUGCCCCCAUUUCCUCCUAUGGGGGGGAGGGGAGCAGCACGAAGCCCUGAGGACUUGGGAGCAUCAGCAGCUUCUGCGGAAGGGGUGGGGCUGAGGGUGGAGAGAGGACAGGAAGGAAGAAAAGGGGAGCUUUCCUGGCCAGGGCAACUGGCACUAAGAGGCCUCACUCCAAGCCCCCGAGGAGCCUGCAGUGGGCCUGGAGACCCAGCCCAGGCCCCUCCCCGACCUGUAAAGUCCCCAGAAGGCGGGAGGUGAACUGGCACAGGCUGGGAACCGGCUGUGCGCUAGCCACUUGAUUUCGCCAACGGCCCUGUCAUUCAGCUGGUGAGGAAACUGAGGCACACACUGAGGUAGAGUGACUUGCCAGUCACUCAGCAAGUCAGCAGGCGGGGAGGACUGAAUCCCAGCCUGAGAGCACCGAAGCUUGUGUCCCUGCAGUACGGAGCCCCAAGCCUGCGCGCCCCAAGCCUGCGCGCCUUGGUGCCCAUCUCUGAGUUGGGCCGUCUUGGAAGGGUUCCCUUCCUCCUCCAAGAUGGUGUGUGAGGAGCCUUCAGUACGACCCAGGGUGUAAAGUGUCCAACUCUAGUCGGGGCUUGAUGGUGUCCCCGCUGAGUCCCAGAAGAGAAAAGACCCCUUCCUGAAGUCCGGGGCUCCCAGGAAGAAACUGGCAUUUGUGCCUUUGCUGCGGCUUCUGGAGGCGGAGACUCUGAGCCCUGGGAGAGCCUUCCGCAGCCCCGUUUCCUCAAAAAUCCAACCUGCCCGGGUGGCGGGUCCUGAGCUGUGCUCAGGAAGCUGGAAUCUGACCCUGGUGGCGUCGGGCCCGGUCUCCAUGGCAGCCGAGCAUUUAUUACCCGGGCCUCCACCCAGCUUGGCAGACUUUAGACUUGAGGCUGGAGGAACUGAACGCGGUUCUGGGAGCAGCGAACGCACGGGUGGCAGCCGGGGCCCCAGAAUGGCCAAGUUUCUUUCCCAAGACCAAAUUAAUGAGUACAAGGAAUGCUUCUCCCUGUAUGACAAGCAGCAGAGGGGGAAGAUAAAAGCCACAGACCUCAUGGUGGCCAUGAGGUGCCUGGGGGCCAGCCCGACGCCAGGGGAGGUGCAGCGGCACCUGCAGACCCACGGGAUAGAUGGAAAUGGAGAGCUGGAUUUCUCCACUUUUCUGACCAUUAUGCACAUGCAAAUAAAACAAGAAGACCCAAAGAAAGAAAUUCUUCUAGCCAUGUUGAUGGCGGACAAGGAGAAGAAAGGUUACAUCAUGGCGUCCGACCUGCGGUCAAAACUUACGAGCCUCGGGGAGAAGCUCACCCACAAGGAAGUGGAUGAUCUUUUCAGGGAAGCAGGUAUCGAACCCAACGGCAAAGUGAAGUAUGAUGAAUUUAUCCACAAGAUCACCCUUCCUGGACAGGACUAUUGAAGGAGGAGAAUGCGAGAGCCUCCCCUGGGCCUGAAAACUUGGAGCGAUUAAUUUUUAAAAAGAAAAGUGUUCUUUUCACUUGGGGGAGAUGGCAAACACAGUGGCAAGACAACAUUACCCAACUACAGAAGAGAGGCUAACUAGCGACAAUAAUAGAUGAUUUCAGCCAUGCAUGGUAUGAGCAGAUCUUUUUAAUAAAAGAUUUGUAUUGAUUUUAUUAACUACCAUGAGUCCGGCCCUUUCAAGCAUGGAAGGAGCCUGUGGUUUGGAGUCUGGCCUGGGUUCCAGUCCUGGCUCUUCUGCUUCCCACUGUGACUUUGGGCAAAUCAUUUCACCCCUCAAAGCUUCGGGGCCCUCACACAAGCUGGAUUCCCACUUCUUACCUCAUGGAGCCUGUUGAGGAAGGAUUGAGCUAAUGACUUAAGGGUAAUCUACCAAGAGACUUACUCUGUAUUUGGGGGCUAGAACCAUCUUCCAUAUUUCCAAGAUGAAGCCAGUGCUAGCUGAGAAGCUGCAACAAACAAAAAGCUGUAACACGACAAUUUUUGCGGUGCCAGAGGCCCAUUUACAAAUUCUCAUUUCUAUCUCAAUAGAUACAGUGACAAAGCUCAGGCUAUUGGUUCAUAAACACAGAGUAUAGAGUGAAAACUUUGUAGAGUGAAAACACAUACUACAAUGAGGCAGCAUCAGCUGAGAGCGGGAAGAGUGAUCUACUUUACACCUCACACCAAAGCAAACCAGAUGUGAGCGGCUGAAUUCACUGGCCUUGCAGAGCUCAAGAAGGGGGCUUCCAAUGCUGUGAGAAUUCUGAGCUGUUCCCUGGGCUCUGUUACCAGGCAGAGAGGUUCCAGGGAGGUCUGCUUAAGUGGCCCACACUGGUCAUAGCCUUAAGCCACUUCCCCAGGACUUAUGGAGAGAAAUAAGGGGAUGGAACCAGCAAUGGCCAGGGUACAACAGCCCUGGAAAACAGUAGUAGGAGCACUAGGCUUUCUGGAAGUCCAUCCAGCUCGAGUGACUUUGAGUUAGCCAGAAGGUGCCAGGUUGGUGCUGCCAGAGAUUCAGAGGUGCCAUACACUUGUCAAAUCUGGAUCAUUUGUAGUGCCAGCACAGUCCUAAAAAGGGCUGGAGGGCUCCAAGUGCAAAGAUUUUCAUGUAUGUAUCAAAAGUGGGUUCUCUGGGCUGCGGCUUUGUCUAGUGGUGCCACAGGCUAAAGCAGAAGAAAACCAAAUCAAACGGGAUGUGUCUUUUGGGAAGAUGUACAAGACACAAAUCUUCCACUAGGCACCGGGCACAGGGAAAACUGCAGGGAGCAAGAGUUGUAGUGUUAGUGCAACUGUCUCAACAAUGCCGUGUGGCUUCAGACCCAAACAAGGCCCUGAGGAAGGAGACUCUCAUUUCCCCAAGCGUAACUGCAAAGGGAGUAAGUGGGAAUUCCUAGGAGCCACAGAGAAGAGUUUUGUGGGGGUGAGAGUAAGUAAAUGGUCGAAAUGCCAA
Messenger RNA from Cercocebus atys (sooty mangabey), 3106 nucleotides. RefSeq names its product calmodulin-like 4 (gene CALML4). Lineage: Eukaryota; Metazoa; Chordata; Mammalia; Primates; Cercopithecidae. Gene Ontology annotation, molecular function: calcium ion binding. The record is from RefSeq and is a predicted model, not a curated record. Gene Ontology annotation, cellular component: myosin II complex.